GUCAGUCGUGCUCUGACGUCCGUUACGAACGGUUGGAGUUCUGUGAAUUCACACAGCGAGCGAGCGAGCGAGACGAGCAAGGGACACAGUUCUCUUACUGCGUUCUCGGUGACAAAACCACCCCCUUUGUACGAACGGCCAGCCACUUUGGGAUUACGUCGUGGCCCCUGGCUGAGACACAUAUCAGUGCUAUCGCGGCAAACUUGGAUUACCAGUGCAGUGCUACGGCAAAUUGUGCUAUACGAUUUGUCGUUUCUUGUCGUUGCUGUUCAAUUACUGUGAUACGAGAACAUGGUGACCGGAGUGGGUGCCACGAUGCCGACUGGCGGUGUCACCGUCGGUGCCACGCCGCCGGCGCAACACGUGCCCCAAGAGGGUGGUCAGCCCCCUGCGCAGACCGCCACCACUACGGCAACCACCAGAAGAUCCGGAGAGAAUCGACGGAGCAAUAAACCGAUUAUGGAAAAACGUCGGCGAGCCCGCAUUAACAACUGCCUCAACGACCUGAAGACCCUAAUUCUGGAUGCCAUGAAAAAAGACCCGGCGAGACACUCGAAGCUCGAGAAGGCGGACAUCCUGGAGAUGACGGUUAAGCACCUGGAGACGCUCCAGCGGCAACAGGUUGCUCUGGCCGCAGCGACAGAUCCGAAUGUCCUGAACAAAUUCCGGGCUGGUUUCACGGAAUGCGCCGGAGAGGUUGGCAGGUUUCCCGGUCUGGACGCGUCGGUGAAGAGACGUUUGAUGGCCCACUUGGCCUCCUGCCUGGGACCGGUCGAAGCGAGCAACACCAACGCGCAAACCGCGAACCAGCAGCCUGUCCAACCGGCGCCACCGACGACGCAGCUCCAAGUACACAUACUCCCGCAAGUGGACGCCACGCCGAGGAUCCAGGUCCAACAGUCCAACGGGAUCUUCUUCACGAACGCGAACGGUACCGGUCUGCAACUGGUACCCACCAGGCUGCCCAACGGAGACAUCGCCCUGGUCCUUCCAGCCGGAGCAAAGGCUACCCCCGUCACGUCACCGGCCUCGUCUCCGGCGCCUACGUCGCCUCUGCCUACUCUGAUCCCGAUUCCUCAGAGAACGGCCAGCACGGCGUCCGCGUCCUCGUCUACCUCCUCGGCCAGCUCGACGUCCACCUCGGCGGCGAGUCCCAUCGCGUUCGAGGCACCUCCAGCGGCCUUCCGCGAGCAACAAGCCGCCUUCAACACGGCCAACAGCCACAGGGAUGUCGCGACGUCGCCGGCGAACGGUUACACCAGCGACCCGGAGUUCGACCCCCGCGUCUACAGUCCACCUCUUCAGAAACCUCUCGCCUUGGUGAUGAGGAAGAGCGUCAUGCCGGAGAUCGAAGACAAACCGUGGAGACCGUGGUAAAGAAAAAAAUCGUUUUGUCGUGCGUGACAAAGACAGUCUCGAGUGAUACAUAUAUAUAUAUAUGUAUAUGUAUAUACAGACGUAUGUAAAUGUUCUGAAUGAAGACACGUGGAUCGGUUUGUCGUUCAGCGCCCCGCGAGAGAUCCCGCGGAACACGGAUAUUGUUCCUUACGUAUUCGAUUUUAGGAUCGAGGAUUUGUCGGGUCGAGAGACGAGAGGGUGUCCUGCGAGUUUGGGAGAUCCUGAGAAUCGCGAGUUCAAUUCCCGAGUGCGUACAGUCGGCCAGUAGCCUAUGAGGCAGUGCCUUAUACAGUGCCUUGUAAAUAACCUAUUAUCGUUGAGUCGGUUCGAUCGUGCCGGAAGAAUGUAGAAAAAUCCUUUUUCGCCUCGUGGACGUUUGAUUUUCUCUUCGUUCGCGUUUUCGUCGUUUCUCGCGCGUUUACUGUCCCCCUACCGUGUAUAGUUUUUUCGCAUUCUUUCUUCCUUUCGCCUUCAUCUGUACAUACGUUAGAAGGAUAUCGUAUUUUAAGUGCCUUACGCAACAAGAAUCACCGAGGUCUUCCAUUCUGUUUCUUGUACCGUAAAAAAAAACGCCAAGCGAGUGUUAUAUAUCGUUGCAAGUACGAGGAACGUUUUUGUAAUUAACGCGAAUUUUAGUUUUUAGCUUUAGUUAAGUACCGUGCGUGCGUGCGUGUAUGCGUGAAGCCUGCGAGAAUAUGCGAACAACUGUCCUAUUUAUAUUUAUAUGAGUGCUGAGAAAUUAAAUUUAUAUUUCCUCUCUAUUGUGAGAAAUAGAAACGA
Messenger RNA from Colletes gigas, 2178 nucleotides. It is a transcript of the gene hry, whose product is annotated as protein hairy. Gene Ontology annotation, molecular function: RNA polymerase II cis-regulatory region sequence-specific DNA binding; protein dimerization activity; DNA-binding transcription factor activity, RNA polymerase II-specific. Lineage: Eukaryota; Metazoa; Arthropoda; Insecta; Hymenoptera; Colletidae. The transcript has 3 exons. The record is from RefSeq and is a predicted model, not a curated record. Gene Ontology annotation, biological process: regulation of transcription by RNA polymerase II; anterior/posterior pattern specification; regulation of neurogenesis. Gene Ontology annotation, cellular component: nucleus. Bases 292 to 1377 code for a protein of 361 amino acids.